UAUAUAUUCCAGAAUGAAUGAAUGAUCAAUUAGUCAUAAAUAUAAUUAGUAACACAAGAAACAAGAGAGCUAAUUAGAAUUAAAAAGAAAAGAAGAAGAAGAUGAAAAUGGGGGCCGGGCGUGGAAUGAUAGUUGGGUUGUUGAUGAUGAUGGUGGUGGUGGUAGCAGUUGAGGGGGGCAGCAGGGAAUAUGAAUAUGAUGAUGCUCUGAGUUAUGGAUACUACCAUGGAAACUGUCCACAGCUUGAGGGUAUCAUCCACAGAAAGCUUCACAACUGGUUCAAAAAUGACUCCACUCUUGCACCUGCUCUCAUGAGGCUUCACUUCCACGACUGCUCCGUCAGAGGAUGUGAUGCAUCUAUUCUUCUGAACCACAAAGGAAGCGAGAGAAAGGCAAAGGCAAGCAAGACCCUUAGGGGUUUCCAAGUGAUUGACGACAUAAAGUCUGAGGUUGAGAGAGUUUGCCCAAAGAUAGUUUCAUGCGCAGACAUUCUAACUGCAGCUGCAAGAGAUGCCACUGUUGCUGCUGGUGGACCCUUCUGGUCUGUUCCUUAUGGCAGAAAAGACGGCAGAAUCUCAUUAGCCAAGGAGGCUGAAUCUGUACCUAUGGGCCACGAGAAAAUCACAGACCUCAUCGAGCUUUUCCAGUCUAAGGGUUUGAACAUACUUGACUUGGUUGUUCUCUCAGGUGCCCACACCAUUGGUAGAACCUCAUGCGACUCAUUGCAGUUCAGGCUCUACAACUACAAAGGUACUUCCAAACCCGACCCCACCAUCGACCCUAAAUAUCUCAACUUCCUCAGAAGAAAAUGCAGAUGGGCUUCCGAGUACGUUGACCUAGACGCUGUCACACCAAAGGCAUUCGACGUACAGUACUAUAAGAACCUUCAGAAGAAAAUGGGUAUUCUUUCCACUGACCAGAUGCUCUACUCCGACUCAAGGACUGCUCCCCUCGUCUCCGCCUUUGCUUCCCAAUCUUCCGUCUUCCACCAUCAGUUUGCUGCCUCAAUGGUCAAGCUUGGAAACAUUCAGGACUUUUUAGCCGACCAACACUCUGAAAUUCGACUCAACUGCAACUAUGUCAAUAAGUGAUCAUCCAUCAUAUACCUUCAAUGCAGGAAUAUAAUACAUAUGCAUGCAUGCCCUAUUUAAUUAUUAUUAAUUAAUGGAGUAAUUGUUUCGCUUCACAAUCUGUGUACCUGCCUUAAUUUAAACUUUUCUUUCCUAUUCCUAAUGUCAUGAUCCUCAUUACUUGAUGACACGACACGAAGACCUUCCCAUAAUUAACACAAAUUUUUGUUGCAUUAUUAUAUUCCUCCCUUGUUUCUCUUCAUCAUUAAUGUACUACUUAUGAUAUAUAUAUAUAACGUACUUGUAAAU
Erythranthe guttata (spotted monkey flower) is the source of this 1379-nucleotide messenger RNA. RefSeq names its product Peroxidase superfamily protein. NCBI's taxonomy places the organism in Eukaryota, Viridiplantae, Streptophyta, Magnoliopsida, Lamiales, Phrymaceae. Gene Ontology annotation, biological process: hydrogen peroxide catabolic process; response to oxidative stress. The record is from RefSeq and is a predicted model, not a curated record. Gene Ontology annotation, molecular function: peroxidase activity; heme binding.